GAAAAAACACAACAGUGGAAUAGUUCGGAGGGCCCCUUCCGAUGCAGUGAACGCUGAGCUCCAAGCCGAUACCAUGAAGCGGUAGCAACGGCUGGGGGAUCCCCCUUCUACCAUCGCUGGACCAGGACACCAAUGUUCAACCCUCUAGCAAGGGGCUAGAGAAGAGCGAAGCCGCAUAGGAGAGUUAGAAGCUCUGAGGGCUUCAUUGCUGCUCUCCUGAAGGCCAAGCCACCUGCACCUUUAAUAUUUAUUUCCCCUACCCACCUCUGACCUAAAAUGCUGACGAUAAAGUUGCCUCAGAUAUUCAGGGUUCACCAAGUACCUCGUAUCUUCUGGGAGGAUGGCAUCAUAUCCGGCUACCGCCAUCCAAAGAGCUCUGCCUUGGACUGUAUCCUGAGCUCCUUCCAAAUGACCAACGAGACUGUCAAUAUCUGGACCCACUUCCUCCCGACCUGGUAUUUCGUGUGGCGGUUCCUGGUGCUCUCCUCCUCCCUGGAUUUCUGCAGAGACGCCUACAACUGGCCUUUCCUCGUCUACAUGCUGCUGGUCUGCCUGUACCCCUUCACCUCCAGCUGCGCCCACACCUUCAGCACCAUGUCCACCCACGCCCGCCACAUCUGCUACUUCUUCGACUACGGAGCCCUCAGCCUCUACAGCUUGGGCUGUGCUUUCACAUAUGGAGCCUAUGCGAUGCCAGACCGUUGGGUUAACAGCACUUUGCACCAUUACUUUGUACCAAUGGCUGCUUUUAACUCAUUUAUCUGCACCAGUCUGUCUUGUUACUCCCGUUUCCCGGAAUUGGAGUGUCCCCGGCUGAGCAAGGUUUUACGGACAACAGCCUUCGUGUAUCCCUUUGUCUAUGACAAUAUCCCACUGUUUUAUAGGCUUCUGUUCUGCUUCGGGGACGGCUGCACCUGGAACGAUGCCACCGCGGGUUACUUCUACCACCUCUUCUUUGCCCUGCUCACCGGCUUCCUCUUCGCCUCCCACCUGCCGGAACGCCUGGCGCCCGGGCGCUUCGACUAUAUUGGGCACAGCCACCAGCUGUUCCACAUCUGUGCCGUGGUGGGCACCCACUUCCAGCUGGAGGCCGUCCUGUCGGACGUGCGCUCGCGGCAGGCCUGGCUGAGCACCCGGGCCCCGGCGCCCGCCUUCUCCGCCACCUUCGGCACCGUCAGCCUGGCCCUGCUGGGGAACCUGCUCAUCAUCGGGGGCUUCACCGUGGCUCUGCUGCGCUGGCCGGGCGGCUCCUCCAUCCUGCAGAGCACCGUGCCCGAGGCGGGCCGCCCCAAGGAGCAGUGAUGCCCGCCCGGCCCCAGAGACAGCGGCUCUGAGUAUAAAAUCUCUCUCUCGACUCCCGCUCAGUGACCCGUCCAAGGAGAAGUCCAUUGUCCCCUCACAGGUGAUGCCGGUAGAGGGUUCGCGCUGCGGCACGUUUCUCAUUUCCGCUCUCCUGUCGCAUUGACUCUUCGCUGAGCUUUACGCCUUGGCCAAAAUCUGCCUCCAGAUCCCUCCCUGAGGGUGUCUGUCUAUGCGGCAAGCUGGACUCUGAUUGCGCAGCCCGGGUGGACAGAGGUUAGCUGGAGCCGAGCUAGCGCGAGUCUGUCUACCCUGCACUGCGACUCGCACCUCCGCCUGCAACGCCGACAUCCCCGCCUGGCCCUGGAGGGGCUAACAGCGCUCAGAAUCCGGCCCCGGGGAAAUCAGUGCACUCUGAGAGGUCAGCUUUGUAGCGAGAGUGCUGCAUGACGCCAACCCUGCCCAGCUGGAGAUCCCCACAUGCCUAGGGCCCAGCAGUGGGGGAACUUGUCCCGGAGAGUCCUCAACCGCCAUCAGUCCGGAGGGACGUAGCUGAGAUGGGUUACGGUGUGUUUUUGUAGGGCCUUCGCAACAAGGCCAAAUCAUCCGGAGAGGUAAAGGGGGAGACGUUGAGGUUUUGAGUUGGUAAAAAGCGACUGACCCAGCCUGGGCUCGGGGUGACGGUUAUUCCUGGGCUGUGCCGAGCUGACAGGGUGCUAGGAAUCGGCCCUAGGCUGGUAGAAAGGUGGCGUAGCCAGGCCAGCGAGAGGAGUAGUUUGAAGUGGUUCCUAGUAGGUGCUGAGGAGGAGCUAGUCGAGGCAGCGAAUGCAAUAGCCAAACUUGAGGCCUGAUUAUUUUCCACACCUCUCCCGGCCCUCGCGUGGGCGUGAGACGCUCCCGCAGCAGAACGGUGGCGGUUUUUCACUAGCGCAAGGGGAGGGAGAGGGAGGGGGAGGGGCGCAACGUAGACUCAAAGCUUAAGAUGCUUUAACACCCUUGCAUGGUGCUUAUGUCCUGUUUGCAGGCGCUAAUAUCAGAGGCUAAUUAAAAAGGCAGGUGGGAAGACCUCGUUAAGCGAAGAGAACAAACCCCCGACGGCUUGGCUUCUUUGGGGACUCUCCCGGACUCUGUUCCCCCCUUUGAGGAGGCACCUGUUGGUGUUCCCUGCACCCCCAUUCUCGGCACUAGAUUAGGGUCCUGUGCCGAAAUCACUGGAGGUUCAGCUGCUUCGAAUAGGUCUGAAUUUGAUUCGUUGCCUCCCUCCGUGCUGCCUCUAAAGGGCCCAGCAACUGAUCUUGGCUCUCCAGCGAGCGGGGGUGGGAUCCUGGCCACCUGGGAAACCAGUGGGGAAACUCCCAUUGACUUCAGCCGAGCCAGCGCUGCACAGACCAUGGGUCAGUCUCUCUGCUGUAGGGAUCCUGCACCCUGGAAUCAAUGAGCGCUUUGCCAGUGCGGGAUGUGUGCGCACACACCGGCCUGUCUAGAAGCCUGGAACUCCCAGCGGCAGGGCGGUGCCAGGCCCCUAGCAGGUCGGAGCAGGGUAUUUGUGGAUGGCAGCUAUUGGACCUCAUCUUUCUCCACCCACCGACCGGCGGAUCAAUUUCCCAACAAACGAAAGCUGCUCCACGGGGCUGGCCAGGCUCCCCACGGGCAUUGGGUUCUUUGGGAUCCAGGUUGCUCCCAGCAGCCGGGCCGGAUCAGCCCAAGUGGCUUAGCCAUGACGCCUGGUCCAGAAGACGGAUGCAGACACCGUGGGUCUCAGCAGAGUGUCUGUACUGUCGUGUUCCUUUCCCGUCCUUGGCUCGGCUGGUGGUUGCCUUUUUUCACACUAAUAAUUUUUGCGAGGCUCCCCUGCCGUUACUGACCCGUGGCCACACCGUUCUCACUAGAUCGGACCUCAGCGUAGUCUUGUAGCCCAGUCCUCGUACCUGUAUCAGAUUCGCCCCUUGCUGCAUCUAGGCCUGUAUUCUCCUGGGAGCGAGGGGUGAUUGUCUGUUUCAAUGACAGGCAGCGUGUCAUCCUCCCACCCCUGCAAUCCAGGCUAUGUUUGGCGAGGCCUUGGCGCCUUCUGUCCUAGAUCGGUCUCCAUUUACCCAGAGGCUGGACUCAAUCCCCAGCUGGCGUUAACUAGCAUUGCUCCAUUGACAGCAGCGGAGUUCUGCUGACGAACACCAGCUGAGAAUGGGGCACAGCUUGUAGUCUGGCGCCCCGGCAUUAUCUUCUGCUGUAACAAUUCACCUUUGCCUCUUAAAGAACCCAGGUCCCCCUCUGGUUAUCCUGUGUUCCUCGGGAGCACCUGGAAUACAGGCGCAUGUCUGCACGAAGCCAGCGUAGCGGGGGGUAGAUUUACAGCAUUGUGUGCUGCAAGGGGCUGCCUGCGGUUCUGCUACGCUCCUGCUAUUCACCCAUGUGUAGACUGGCUCCCAAGACACGCACCUGCUUGUCAGAUUAGCUUUUCCCCACCUUCUUUCUCUGUAGCUAGAAUCCUGCCAGCAGCAGCAACAGACACAACGAUCUGCACCGUGAGCUCUGCCGCGCCUCAGUUAUUUCUCACAGAAGAGGCCUGCAGGUCGGCACCAGAGCAGCCUUCAUGGUGUAGAAUCAGUCGGACCAGCUGGCUGUCCCCUCACCGCCUGAAUUCCGGGAAGUGGUUAUCUGGGGGUUAGAUCUGGAAUACUGUCGGCGUGGGUCUGUCUGUCUGUCCGUCUGGCAGGAGGUUGUCGUUCCAGCUCCAGGUGAGACUGAGAUCUGGGGGUCAGAGCAGGAGAUCUGGGGAGGGGUCAGGAGUCUCCGGUUCUAGUCCCUUGAUGGUGCUGUUGCUGACUCGCUGUGGGCCCGAGGCUGCAUUGCUCUGUGCACCUACAGAAGGAAUGACUCUAGCGCGGGACCGUGUGUUAUGUGAAGCUCAUAGUCCCAGGUGUAGUUAUGCCUCUGUGUAGACGCCCCAAUCCUGUGAAUCUCUGAAGCCCCCGUCGCUAAGGAUUAUUCAUCCCGACCCGGGAUCGGGGCUGGAGGGACAUUUUUCUGUGGUGUAGAAUGAACGGCUCCUCUCUGAGGCUGCUCUGCGCUCGACGGGAUCUCGCCGGAGGUUCUGCUUUUAAACUCAAGACUGGAGAAUCGCUUGGCAGUGUGGCCUAGGGGAUAAAGCUGUGGAUGAGGAAUCAGGGCUGGGUAUUAGACAACCCGGAGCUGUCGUCUUCUCUGUCCUCCUGCAUUUUGUGGGGUUGAGUCUGUGUUUCCUAAAGCAACUUCUUUGCUAUUUUCUAGCGUGCUGAAAGUGAGAACUCACUAGAUCCCAGUGUGUUCUGUAUUUUUCUCCCUAUUUAUUGUAGGUAGCGAUGGUGGGGGUGUUAGUCCUGGCCUGUUGAUUUGGGGAAGGAAGCCCCGAAUCGAAACCCGUCUUUGGAAGGGAAAGAUUUGAGCCAGCGUCUAGGAAAUACCCACUCCCAUUGACUUAACUUAUAUUUAUACUCCGUGUGCUUCCUGGGCAUAACGAAUGCAACUAACCCCGAACGAAAGGCCUGGACCAGAGGACAGAAGCUGGCCAAUGUGCUCAGACCCAGAUGUGUCAAUAUCAGGACCAGCUUUGACCGUGACUGCUGGGUGUAGUGUCUGGGAAUGGGGUGGCGUCCCUUUAAAUAGGUUGCAAGCCCUCUCAUGGGCCUUCCUGGGACGCCAGCUUGUUUCUUGGUUUGCUACAUAAGGUUAUGUGUAAACCCCGGGAACGUACCACCACCACAAUCACUGUAUCUAUGCCAGGCCUACCUAUGCUGCUGCUGUUGGCUUCUGAAUUAGAAGGCCCACAUGCUAUUUAAAGGGAUCCAGCCCAAUUCCUCUGUGCUGUGGGACAGUCUCCCGAGGAAAUCGGGUGGGGAAUGUGGCGUAGGGAGCUGCCCUCCCCUGGUUCCAGGCCUGAAGGGAUUGCUCAGCAGCGUCUCCAUUUCUAUCAUUCACCGAGGUUUGAGUGCACUUACUGGGCGAUAAGGUUGCAUGAAUUUCCACCCCACUCGAGAGGACAGUUGGAAGUUGGCUGCUGCCGUCCUUUGUCAAUUAGUGGAUUGAGAGCUGCUGCUGAGAUGGAUUAUUAAUAUUGCCGCCGUUGGGCAGGCAGCAAACCUGCCUCUGUCUGUGUCCGUCCAUCUGUCCGGGACAGCCCCUUGGAUCGACUGUGCUGUGUCCGCUCUAGGGGGUGCUUGGUUUUUAACGGCCUGCGUGUGUGUGGCAUAAACAGCUUUAAAUCGAAACUGGAAUAAACUUUGGAACAAAAACUGGUUUGUUCGUGGUGUCGUUUUCCCUCGCUGAGGGGUCAGCGCUCGGGAGAGGAGCCUGGCUGCUUGCUUCAAAGAGGAAGGGCCAGUCAAGUCCCUCGAAUACCACAAACCUUUCCUUCAAAGCUGUGAUUUCUGUUAACACUCCUUUCCCCAGCCAGCAGUGCCUUGAAAGCAGCAGUGACUUCUAGUACAUUCCUUUCAUUCCUCUCAUCUAAGCUCUGGGUUUGAUUCCUAGCUCUGCCAGGGAGCG
This is a messenger RNA of Mauremys reevesii (Reeves's turtle), 5820 nucleotides long. RefSeq names its product progestin and adipoQ receptor family member 6 (gene PAQR6). NCBI's taxonomy places the organism in Eukaryota, Metazoa, Chordata, Testudines, Geoemydidae. Gene Ontology annotation, molecular function: signaling receptor activity. The transcript is spliced from 9 exons. Bases 277 to 1302 code for a protein of 341 amino acids. The record is from RefSeq and is a predicted model, not a curated record. Gene Ontology annotation, cellular component: membrane.